GACCGCUCCGACUCGCCUUACUUUUGCCGCUGCACUUGGUUUUUUGCCUCUCACAUCUAUGAGCUGUCCGCCUUCUGUCACCUCACCUUUUACUCCUACGCCCAUCCCACCCGUCCUUCAUCCACACCGCACAGGGCCGCACGUUGCUAGGCAGCAAGGCUUGUAUCCCCCUCCCAGCAGGCGCAGAACCCAAUCGGAGAAGUUCCCAGGAGCAGGUCUAGGUUCAGGCUUGGUUUCACAAGUUGCACGGUCAUCGGACAAAUACUGCCAGUUCAAUAUGCCAAUAGGAAUGCUCGGCUCAUGGGUGGCUCAUGAUAGACUGCCCAAAAGGCGAGUCCCUAUUGUGAAGCCCGUCAAAACGGAUGGAGGCCCCACUUCAGAUUCCUCCAGUGCCGACAUGUCCUCCCCAGCGACCUCCACAUCGCUCUCUCCUCUUCCCACUCCCGUCUCUGCCACGGGCGACUCAUACUUCACGAUGUCCUCCAGUAGCUUUGCCAGUUCUUUAGCCUCGAAUCUUGCCGAUAACCGGGCCAUCGAGCGUCGUAUCCAUUGCCAUGGAAUAGUCCUCACUCCAUCGCAGUCGAAAUCGGAGGAUGAACAGCCCAAACGCUCAGAGCAACUCGACCGCUCUCCGUAUAGGCAGAGUCGGACAGUAGGCAUGGACCGUGCUAGUCAUAGUGCGGAGAGCGUUCUAGCCUUCAUGCACCCUGCUCCUUCUGAGUCGUCAUUAGCAGUAUCUGUCGCUUCAGAUCGGCCCAGAGGACAUUCUCCGAAGGAGCAGACGAUGAAGCCUGCCUCACAACGUCGUGUCCAGCACCGUCGUCGGAAGAGUGACAAUUUCUCGCCGUUCCCCUACUUCGCCACGCCACUCGUGUUUUCGUCUGUCAAUCCACAUCUUGCGAUGGUUCCCACUCUUCCUCCUGUCGCAGAGUCGUCCUCGAAUCCGAAGCCGAAGCCGAAGAAUAAGGAGAAAAUGCGCCCUAAAACCGCUUCUGCAGCGGAAAGGGCCCCUUUACCCGCGCCGCCAGAGCCUACAGCUCGUGCGCUGGAUGACACUCAACUGCCUUCCCAUUCCUCCUCGCUGUCCAGGAUAAACCUCAAAUGGAUGGUUCCCAGCAAGCGACUAUUUGGACGCCAAACUAACGACACCGCUUCCCUGCACAGUUUGCAUUCACACCCGGAAGAUCCGGAUGCCCAUUUACUCCCAAGAAUAUAUUCGCUCCCGCUCACAUCGAACGUCAAUGAUGAUCAGGAGCCCUCCGCGACCGCGAGGACGGCCGCGUCAGUUGACCCACCGCAGCCCAGCGAGGGGCAUGAUUCCCCGGCCCCCGAGCCUGAGGACGAUCGCAAGGUGGAGAUUGCCAUCUUGAAAGUGAAGGGCGAUGUACGAGAGGAGAGCGAUCUUGGCGAGGUCAUACCGAGGCUGCGCAGGCUCAGGGCGCCGACAAGGAGGAAGCUAUAGCGCGGAGCCAUUACCAUCACUGUGCACGACAUCGGCGAUGAUGCAUCGUUGAAGAUGUGGGUCGGUGUCAGUGUUCUUGAUAGACAGAUAGACACGGCAAUUCCGGGGCGGUUGGUUCCCUUGCAGGCAUGGGAUCAUGCAUAUCAUCAUGAUAAUCGCUCAUCCUUUGAGGAUCCGUUAGAUACAUUCUUUUCCGAUUCCACACUCUCUACUCUUUCCAAUGUAGUCGAACUUCAGGCUAGUCAUGUAUCGAUAAAUGCUGCGAGUUUUAUAUCAUUCGUAUUGAUGACGCUGGUUCCAUAAUAUCCUGGUAAUUACAACCACAACGAUUGU
Molecule: messenger RNA, 1795 nt
Organism: Laetiporus sulphureus 93-53
Lineage: Eukaryota; Fungi; Basidiomycota; Agaricomycetes; Polyporales; Laetiporaceae
Exons: 1
Coding region: 59-1462 (467 amino acids)
Source: RefSeq, a predicted model, not a curated record